Molecule: messenger RNA, 873 nt
Organism: Cynara cardunculus var. scolymus (artichoke)
Lineage: Eukaryota; Viridiplantae; Streptophyta; Magnoliopsida; Asterales; Asteraceae
Exons: 1
Coding region: 1-873 (290 amino acids)
Source: RefSeq, a predicted model, not a curated record
AUGGCAACAGAAAAUGUUAUUCUACUUGACAACUUUGAAGGUGUCAACGUGCUUACCGAUCAAGUACCGACACCUCCGGUUGGAGAAGGAGAAAACGCUCCUACCCAGAUUCAAAUGGCCGCGUUCCAACGAUCGGUCGAUAAUUGGAACGUUAAUGAAUAUAAUUGUCGAAAUUAUAUUCUUAAUGGCCUGGACGAUAGUCUAUAUGACAUCUACCCAUCCUUUAAUUCGGCAAGGGAAAUCUGGGAGUCAUUGGAGUCGAAAUACAAAACAGAAGUCGCCUGUUCAAAGCGAUUUAUUGUGGACAGAUUUCUGAAUUUCAAAAUGAACGACUCCAAAUCAGCCGUGAAGCAAGUAGAAGAACUCCAAGUCUUGGUCCACGAAUUAGAAAUCGAAGGUAUGGGAAUAAACUCUAAUUUCCUUGUUGGUUCUAUAAUUGAUAAGCUUCCUCCAUCCUGGAAGAAUUUUAAACUAUAUCUUAAACAUUUGUCUGAGGAUAUGAGUUUUGAGCAACUCAUACUCAAACUCCGGGUGGAGGAGGACAAUCGGAUGAACGAGAAGGCGGAUGCAAUCUCGUUGGAACCAACAAAAAACAUGGUGACCAGCAGCUCAUUUAAGCCAAAAUUUCAAAGAGGCAAAGGCAAGGCUACGGGCACGGGUACGGGUACGGGUGGUAAGCAUCAUACCAAUGCUUCAAUUACAUCAUCCAUUCAACGAAAGCCUUUCAAGAAAAAGCCUUUAAGCUGCUGGGUAUGCGGUAAACCCGGCGAGACCAUGGUGGUCCCGGUGGAGGAGGCAACGGUGGAGGGGGUGCCAGAGGAAACCCACAUCAAGACAAUGUUGUCAAUUCUCCAAACCAAUUCGUUGGAGUAA